AUCAAGGUCAUAGGUCAACAACAAUGGCAAGCAGCACAAAGGAGGAGGAAAAAACAGUAAAGCUAAACAUGUAACUGACAAGAAAAGUUCAAAAGCGAGCUGAAGAUCUGUGCAGAAGGGUUUUGCUCACUCCCUCCGGCGCCUGAGGAGAGUUUACUGAUGCUGUUUGCUGCAGCCAGAGGCCUGAAUGCUGCUGUAAGGUAGACAGCUCAUCAAGUUGAGUGACAAGCUUCUGGGCAGGAACAACAGCAGCAGCAGCAGAGGAGGAGAGGAGGAGAGGACCAGACUAACAAUACAGUCUGUGCCCAGAGGCGAAAGAACUGGAGGAGAGAUCAUCUCGGAAACCAGACGCCACGCAGUCGAAUCCUGCAGCCGCCAGCCCGUCAAAGUGACACCGAGCGAGGAGCCGAACUCCCACCUGCUUUACUCAGAGCGAGAUUGAAGCCAAGGAGGCCUGUGAUUGGCUGCAAGCGGCCGGCUUCCCCCAGUACGCGCAGUUAUUCAAAGACUGCAGGUUCCCCGUUGACAUCGAGUGGGCGAAGCGUGAUCACCAAUUCCUGGAUAAGGACGCCCUCGAUUCACUCUGCAGGAGAUUAAGCACUUUAAACAAAUGCGUGGAAAUGAGGCUGGAGCCGCGGAGAUCAAAACGCAGGGGAGACGACUGUGACGAAGAAGACUUCUGCGCCAUCAGCCCCAACUGGACCUACGACAGGCGGACGCGACGAUGGCGACGCCUUGACUCCACGACGGACAUCCUCAGCUUGUCCGAGAGCCACAUUGGACCCCAGGAUGUGUCUAUGUGUGACGUCGGCGACCGCCAUGACAUCUGCUCCAUCCACAGCUCCAGCAGCACUGAGAGCGAAGGACACCACAAGAGUCACAGAGAUGCUGCCAUCACACCCGCCUCCAUCAGCGCUGCCGCCAGCACCACCACCACAGACGACCAGGACACCAGCAGGAGCUCCUCCCGCUGCUCCUCCACGAAUAAGACGCCUUCUCUGGACCCCUCGCUUAGUGGACCCCCCUCCCCUGGUGGAAGCGUUGGAGGAUCUGCCACCACGAGUCCUGAGGUCGAAGGCUGCUUCCCAGACAAACCGCCCAGGAAGAAGGGCACCAGUCUGCUGAGGAAGAUGGAGAAACUGAGGCUGCGUGGAACAUCCGGCCUCCUCCCUUCUGCUCACAGUAGUCGUGGUAACAGCGGGAGUCGGGCACGGCACGUUAUCAGCGGGCCGGUUCAGGUCCAGGAGGAGGAGAGGAUGGAGAGGCUGCUAUGCCCAUCAAGCCUGCAGGGUCGACCCAACAGCCGUGAGUCUUCCUCGCCAUCAUCUCCUCACACCAUCAGCAGCUGCAGCAGCAACAGCCACUCAGAGAGCAGCAGCGCCGUCAGCACGCCCAGCCCGGUCACCAGGGUCAGGAGUAACUGCAAACGCUCCAACAGCGGCGUCGGGGUCGUUAGUGGAACCACCCGGAACAACCAGAACCAUCCAGGAACAGAGGAUUACAGGAACCAGAUCAACAACAACAACAACAGCAGCCACGACAGUCUGGUCUUCCAGAUCCCCAACGGACACAAACCGGGGACCUUCCCCACCUCUCUCGCGCACAAACACGCCAUCCUGUCCCCCAUCAUCGACAACUCCUCCGUCAACUGGAGGACCGGGAGCUUCCACGGUUACCGGGGACGAAACAGUUGCCGCCGUGGCGCGUCAUCGCUGGCCACCGGUGAUCAGGACCCAUCGCCCUCUUCUUCCUGUGAUGUCUCAGUCCCCGUUCAGCGUGCUGUGUUGGAUCACCGGCUGAGUAUCUACGACAACGUGCCCGACGACCAACAGCUGUCUGAAAGUGAAGGCGCCAGUGGCGGAAGUGGCAGCGAUGCAGAACGGACGGGUAAGGAGUCAGAGGUGGGUCGAUUGUUGGCAGGUGAAGACGUUUUCUCGGCCCUGGACAGCGUUUUAGAGAGGAUCGGCAACCUCCAACAAAUGGUCUCCACCUGGUCUGAAAAUCUAUCUGAGGAUGACGGUCAGAGAGGUUCCUCCUCCUCCUCCUCCUCCUCCUCCUCUUCUUCGUCCUCCUCCUCCUCGUCGUCGUCUUCCUCUUCUUCCUCCCAGGACUCACCUGGUCACGGUUCAUCCGCCGCCUCCCCCUGCCCGUCCUCCCCCAGCCAUAUCCACCUGCAGGCGCAGCAUCCGAAGGAGGUAAAGAGCCACGAGGAGGUACCUGUGAACGGAGAGGAGCCAAAGACCAGAUCACCACAACCCAGGAGCAGCAGAGUGAGCCAGCAACUGCACUGGUCCAGCGAGCAGAGCCUGCCCUCCCUGUCCACCAGUCCAGGAGUGGAGAACCAGUCCGUGUCCCAGUUCCUCCGGCUGCAGAAGCUCUCGCUGCUCAAACUCACCGCUCUGAUGGACAAAUACUCCCCGUCCAGUAAGCAGGGCUGGAACUGGACUGUUCCUAAAUCGCCGAGGAAGACCAAGGCGAUGGAGGUGAAAGGCCGGCGGGUUUUUGGGGUUCCUCUCCUCCUCAGCGUCCAGCAGACGGGAGAGCCGCUUCCUCCCAGCAUCCUCCGAGCUCUGGUCUACCUGAGGACCGAGUGUUUGGACCAGGUGGGUCUUUUCCGUAAGUCAGGGGUGAAGUCUCGUAUCCAGUACCUCCGUGAGCUGGUGGAGUCCGACCCAGACGGCGUUUCGUACGACGGUCAGUCUGCCUUCGACGUGGCCGACAUGCUGAAGCAGUACUUCAGAGAUCUGCCUGAACCCAUCUUCACCAGCAAACUCUGCGAGACCUUCCUCCACAUUUACCAAUACUUCCCAAAGGAUCAGCAGCUGGUUGCAGCUCAGGCUGCCAUCUUGCUGCUUCCUGACGAGAACAGGGUGGCGCUGCGAACGCUGCUGUUCUUCCUGCGGGACGUGGUUGCCUGCGUGGACGAGAACCAAAUGACUCCGACCAACAUCGCAGUUUGCCUGGCGCCGUCGCUUUUCCACCUCAACACCCUGAAGAGAGACGCCAACGCACCCAGGUCGAGUCAUAGGAAGUACAGCCUGGGCCGCCCGGACCAGCGGGACCUGAGUGAGAACCUGGCUGCCACCCAGGGCCUGGCCAACAUGAUCACCGAGGCCCAGAGGCUCUUCCAGCUUCCAGAGUUUUGGUCUGGUCAACGUUCAAGUGCUGCAGGAUCCAUUGAGGAAUUCCGCCCUGAGGAAGGUGGUGGCCCUGUAUCCCAUAUUCAGAGUGGAGGUGAGGAAGAGCAGGAGGAGAGAAGGAGCAAACUGCAGCUGAGCACCCAGCUCCUCCUGACGGAGGCCGGAGAGAAGAGCCGAGGCUGGGAGAGCCACCCAGCUCCAGAGCAUGUGGCCCUGGCAUUCAAGAAGAUGGACGACGACUGUCCGCUGUGGAUGUGGCGCGGCUCUGUAGAGGUGGAAGCCCCCGAGAAGGAGCUGCUCCAUCGGCUGUUGAGGGAGCAGGAGCUGUGGGAGGGAAGCCUGUGCCAGGCUGCCGUCAUCCAGACCUUGUCCAAGGACGCCGAAGUCUACCGCUACCUCCUCCGGGGCCGGGGCCACGGCCUGGGCUUCAGGCCCUCACAGGAGCACCUGCUGCUCAGGACCUGGCAGGCAGACCCAUCCUCCGGCCCUCUGUACCUGUCCUCCGUCUCCACGGAGCACCCCGAGGUGCUGUCGGAGGGGGUUAGGGCCCACGUCCACUCCUGCCUCUACCUGCUGGAGCCCACCGGAGCCAGGAAGACCCGGCUGAUGCACCUCUGUCGAACAGAUGCCAGAGGCCGGUCGCAGGAGUGGCACAGCAAAGUCAGCGGGCAUCAUCUGGCCUCUGGCCUGCUGGCCAUCAGGGACUCCUUCAGACCAGAACACAAAGAGACCAAGAUAUGAGUCAACAUGCAGCAGUGGAAGCUGAGGAGGAUUUACAGAUGUUGCACUGAUGUGGAGUACUCUGCAUCCCGUCACACCUCACGGCAGAACGCUGGAAUAAAGAGACCACAGCAUCGUUUUCAACAAGACUUCCUCUCAAGUUUUAAAAGAGGCCCAGAGCACAGCAAGCAGGGAAGGUGACCUACGAGGACGAGGGCUUCCCUCAACCAUUUCUGUCUCAUUUUUGGCUUCUUUUAAAGUUGUUCGCUCUUUCAGUCAGUGACCUUGCAGUUUGCCAGCAGCACCUCGGCGCUCCCCGCUGCGUCUGUUACGCUUCACACUCAAGUUCACAAAAACCCUGGCGAGCUUUGACAAAGGACGUUUUGACGGGAGGAUGAAAAGCUGAGGUCUGAUUUGAACUGAGGAAAAAAGAGUUGUUCUGAUACCAAUACCAGUAUCAGGAAUGCGUCCGAUACUGCCCAUAAUUGGGUAUCGGCGAGUACGCCAGUCUACGCACCGAACCGAUACCAUAAUGGCAAUAUUUCACAGUGGAAAAAUCCAACAAAUAACAUGGCGAUAUGUCCAGUACUGUAUGUGAGGCUUCUGUUUCGAGUGCUGGCACUAGUUUGGCCAAUUUCAACACCGGCAAUGUUAUCA
Messenger RNA from Sebastes umbrosus (honeycomb rockfish), 4517 nucleotides. RefSeq names its product rho GTPase-activating protein 7. NCBI's taxonomy places the organism in Eukaryota, Metazoa, Chordata, Actinopteri, Perciformes, Sebastidae. The transcript is spliced from 18 exons. The record is from RefSeq and is a predicted model, not a curated record. Gene Ontology annotation, biological process: signal transduction; regulation of Rho protein signal transduction; actin cytoskeleton organization. Gene Ontology annotation, molecular function: GTPase activator activity; lipid binding; protein binding. Bases 621 to 3881 code for a protein of 1086 amino acids.